GGACGUGACGCGACGCGGCCGCGAGCCCGGAAGCGGAAGUUGCUGGCGCCGCGGCAGCCGGUUGCCCGAGUGACGGCGGGGAUUCCGAGAGCGACGGUUGCAGCGGAGAGCGCGAGCCACCGGCAGCGGCUCAGUGUGUGCAGCCGAGACAGCGAGACGGUAACACCCAGAGCAGUAUUUCAAAUGGCUUGUGAACCAAGUGAAGCUAUUUCUUCGGAAGAGCUCAGGAGGAGACUUUAUCAGACAUUCAAAAGUCGAGGUGUAUUAGAUUCUUUAAAGUCUCAACUUCGAAAUCAGCUUGUUCAUGAAUUGGCACGGCCAGUCUUGAGUGGAGAUUUAUCAGCAUACCAUCAUCAUCAUCAUCAUCACCACCAUUCUUCAGCUGACACGGAUUCCUUAUUAAUUAAGGCAUCAAAUAGCAUUGUAGCAGAUCAUUUGCGCCGGAUUGGAUAUCAGUACACACUAUCUGUCUUCUAUCCAGAAUGUGGCUUGGAAAAGGAGAAGGUAUUUAGUACAAGAGAUCUCCUACAGAUUUUGAAGAUUUGUCCUGGAUCAGACCUUUACAAAUCAACAAUCUUAGGCCUCCAGAACGAACAUGAAAAAGGUUUUCUUGUGCAACUUCUGAUGGAAUUCACUGAAUAUCACCAAAACAAGCAGCAUCGAGAUGCAGAAGCGCAGACCAGAUCAAUUCCAGAGUACAGAGAAUCCCUUGCUGACAAGUUUCAGUUGGUUGAUGAAGAAUAUGCAGCACUUAGCCCAACGUGUGUGAGAGAGGACUUUUGGGAAGCAAAAUUGCUUGCAUAUCGGAAACAAGUAGAAGAACAACUUCAGGCAGAAAUGUACCAAGAGAUGCAACGAUUCAAGGAUGUUGAAGUAGCUAAGAUUCAGUUGGAGGAAAAAGAGCGGUCACAAAAGCAGAUCGAUGAUCUUAAAUGGAAGCUGGAUAAAACGUACCAGACAAAAUCUGAAACUUUGAUAACCCGGGAAAAAAAUGCAAUUGAGCGACUUCAAAAACAGCAAGAGAUUGAGGAAAAAGAGAUUUAUGCACAGAGGCAAGGUUUACUGAAAGAUAUUGAAGUUGUCCGAUUAAGGGAGGCUGAAUUAAAUCAGCGCAUUGAAACCGUUGAACUAACCCAGAAGUUACAUGAACAAAAGAACAAGUGUAUAGAAGAGGAUCUCCGAAGACGGGAGCUUGCAGUGAAAAAUAUUGAAGACCGUUAUGAAGAAAAGCUCGAGAAUGAGAUGUGCAGAUAUCAACUGGAGGUGAAGGAAGACUACCUUAAAAGGACUGAGCAAGUCAUUGCCAACGAGAAAAGAAAUGAAGCAGAGGCAGCUAAAUUGAGUGAAGAGUCUGCUAUCAUCCAAUCAAAAAGGCUGGAACUGCAACAAGCCAUCGAUCAAAUUAAGAAACUACAGGUGGAAUUGAAUGCAGCUGAGGUGCAAGUGGAUUUGCUGAAUAAGCAAAAUGAGUUGCUAAAUGAAAAGCUAAAGGAUGUAGGAGACUACGCACUGUUAAAGACACAACAAAUAGAACUUCGGACUGAAAUCAAACAUCUGAGACAACACCUGGACAAGGCUGAAUGUGAAAAUCACAAUUUGCACCAAAAACUACAUCAACCUACUCCUGAAUAUUUAGCCCUUCAAGCUGAAUUGAAGAGAGCAGAAUGUGCUAGGAAACUUGAUCAGGAUGAAUGUCAAAGUUAUAAGCAAAUACUGGAACAACAGCUUAAAACUGAGGUGGAGCAAUGUGCACAGUUGCAAAGCCAGCUAAUCAAGUUUGAGGAUCAAACCAGAAGACUGAGUGGGCAGGUUGAUGAUUUGAAACUUCAGCUGCAACAAACACAGCUAGCUUUGGAGAAUGAAGUGUAUCGUAAUCCCAAAUCCUCGCUGGUUGAUCGGUCAGCCAUUAGCCUCACUCCUGAUAGAACCUCAUCUCAUGACAUUUACGUAGAUGCUGGUUUACUGAAGAAUCAGGUAGCACCUGAAGAUCACCUCUUUUAUUCAGGUUUCAGCUUGGGUAGAAGCUCCCGCAGGCAUACUGAAACAAUGUGCUCAUCACCAGAUUCUGACCUGGACUUUGUGGCAGGGGCCAAGGCUCGCAUAAGUGAGUUGGAAAAAGAGUCCGAAAACCUUGAAGAAGCAUAUAGGAACUAUCAAAGACAAAUCAUUCGCUCAGCUGUCCAAAAGAAUCUGGAGUCUGGGACCCUUUCCCCAUUACACAGUAUUCUCAGUAGAGUCCCUUCCAGCCACAAUCAUAAAGUAACAUUUGCAGACUGCAUCCUUCCUUCCCAGCACCUGGAACUGACUACACCAAGAGGCUAUACAUGUGCCAAAAGUAAUCUGACUGAAAUUGAAAAUCACACUCACCCUGUAAAUGAGUUAUCGUCACAAAGUUGCUGCUCUUCAACAAAUGUCACACAGACAGACAAAAAUGAAGUGUGCAUGAUGAGGAUUGAAGCUCCCCAAACACCAGGAAGUCAAAUAUCAGCAACUGUAGCCGAUGAAUUCCAUUCUUGUGGAUCAGAAGAAUCCAUAAUGACAGAAGAUCUGCUGGCAGAUGAUGUAUCUCAUCAGGUAUCAGCAGAUCUAAGGUUGGAAGAACUGGAUGCUCAACCAGAUUGUGUUCAUAAAAAGGUCAAACAAAGACCUAUUGUGCUGUUUAUUUUAGUGGAAGACGACAAUUCAAUAGAUGAAGAGAGUUUGUCCCAAUCCUGGGAUCAACAAAUGAAUAACGGAUCUUUUUGUUUAUUGAACCACAAAGCAAUUUUAUCUCCACCAGAUAAAAAAAAAACAGAUAGAACCACAAAGGAAUGGGAACAGCAGAGACGGCAGGAUGAGGAGAGAAGGUUUUUGGAAAGGCAAGAAGCUUGGGAAAGGGAACAGAAAGAACUUGAGCGACUAGAGCAAGAAAAGAGGUUAAUGGAGGAGAAGCCAAUCGUGGAGCUGAGUGAACAGACCUGUACUGAAAGUAAAGGGAAUCAGGUCCAAGAAAAUAAGGAGUCGCCAGCCUUGAGUGCAGAUCCACUGGAGAAAUACAUGAAAAUAAUUCAAGAACAGAGGGCACUCAAGCAGGAGGACAAGAGUUUGAGAAAAGAAGGGAUAGACGAGCCUUCUUUACUUCAUUCAUUGUCUGAUGGAAAAAAUGCCAGUUUUGAAACUUCGCACGAAGAGGCCGAUGAUAAUUUCUGGUGAAAUUGUAGCCAGCAGCAGCUCUGAUGCAGUAGGUUCUCAGAAUGUGUUCAAAUGUAUGUCAUUUUCGUUUCAAUAAAAAUAAAUGUUAUUGGAUUUUUAUACUUUGAAAUGAAUUCUGCAAACAAUGCUUUUGUCAUCUUGAGUCUAGAUGCACUCCUUGAUGGCUUCUAUAGCUCCACCUCAUAAUGCCAUAAACUUCAGCUUACACAGGACUCUACAACUUGUUCAUCUGCCUGCACCAAAUCCCACUAGUUUCCUGCAGAUGAACUAAUCCUCGCCUUCAAAUUCCUUUAUGCUCUUGCCCCAAAUUACCUCUUGUCCACUCUCCCAACGCAGGCUUUCUGCUCACUCCUUAUCC
Messenger RNA from Callorhinchus milii (elephant shark), 3550 nucleotides. It is a transcript of the gene ofd1, whose product is annotated as OFD1 centriole and centriolar satellite protein. The transcript is spliced from 23 exons. Bases 184 to 3192 code for a protein of 1002 amino acids. Gene Ontology annotation, cellular component: ciliary basal body; centrosome. Gene Ontology annotation, biological process: epithelial cilium movement involved in determination of left/right asymmetry. Gene Ontology annotation, molecular function: protein binding. NCBI's taxonomy places the organism in Eukaryota, Metazoa, Chordata, Chondrichthyes, Chimaeriformes, Callorhinchidae. The record is from RefSeq and is a predicted model, not a curated record.